Molecule: messenger RNA, 6229 nt
Organism: Balaenoptera acutorostrata (minke whale)
Lineage: Eukaryota; Metazoa; Chordata; Mammalia; Artiodactyla; Balaenopteridae
Gene: TMEM169
Product: transmembrane protein 169
Exons: 3
Coding region: 3482-4375 (297 amino acids)
Source: RefSeq, a predicted model, not a curated record
UAAUAGUAAUUUUCAGUGGGAAAAUGGCAAACGUUUUAUUUCCUGGUUGGCCUAGUACCUCUCAGGGUGGCAAACCAAGAUGCUAAUGGGGGAGUUUGGCCACCCCAGACAGGUGAUAUUAGCCCUCUGAGUGCCAGAUGCACAAGUCAGAAAAGAACUGGAAGAACAGCAGGGCUGGAGCAAGGCACAGCUCACUGUAGUAGUCGUAAUGAACUUGAAAAUGAUGAUACUUUACCCACUUAGCUCCGGUUCAGUUUCCUUGGAAGAGGAAGAUGUGUUAAUAUCAGUGAAGGUGCAAAAAAGUCAAUUCCUGAUUGUACUUAGUUAAACCAGUGGAGCAGGGCACCCUAAUUUGGAAGGAUUAUAAGCCAGAGACAGCAAAAUGGCAGCCUAUUUGUGAUUUGUUUUGGUUGUUUGUCCACAUGGUAAUUUAUUUAAAUUUGGACUAAUUGCAGUAAUUAAAAUCAGGAACUUUCUCAUGAAAUUUCAGGCAACCCAUACCAAAUGGACCUGAAUUUCUCUAUGAAAGCAGUUGGCUGAACAGUGGGCUUGGCGGGAAGAAGAGAGGAGAACAGUAACUUGCUAUUUCAGAUGAGACCUGAGUGAGCGCUUAUGUUUACCAUAGCCCCCACCAUUCCCUGUGUCCAGUUGCUAAGGCUUGGUGUCGUUGCCAUUUAUUAGCUUUUUCCAGCCACACUUCAUCCAUAUAUGUUACUUGCUUCCCUGCAAUUAAUCUAAGAGCAGAGGCUUCAAAACUCCCUGGCUUUUCCACCCACCAAGCCCACAAGUUCUGCUGAGUAUCUGGGUGGGUUUGGAGAAGACCCUGCAUCAGGUCUGCUUCAGUGACCACCUAGGAGCAGAGAAUCAUGAGCAGACUCCAGGGAAUUCAUGCGUGAUGAUGAGAGGUCCAUGAAGCAGCAGUGAGCCACCACUGUGGAGGUGGGAGUGGGAGUUAGUGACCAAGUGACAGGAUGGGAGUAAUGACCAGACUUCCUGCUGAUGACUCAGCUCUACCAAGGCACUAUACCUGGGUAGGUAAGUUCAUUUUGUGGUGUUGUGAGUUUUUGGGUGUUUACUGACUGCUUAAGAGCUGUUGCUUUUCUUUUAAUAAAACUCUAGAGGAGUACAUAGGCAGCUAGUGUGAUUGAAGCAUUGGAGGUAUACAUGAGGGAGAUGGUAUAGCCUAGGAUGGCAGGACAGGGAGGGGCCAGAUCACACAAGUCCUUAGGCCACAUGAAAAGUUUGGGUUUCAUUUUAUACCAAUGGGAAGUGACUGGGGGAUUUUAAGCAGAAAAUGGCCUGAUUUUAUGUAUGUUUUCAAAAGAUCUUUCUAACUGCUAAGUGGAGAAUUGAUUGGAAGACAGCAAGAGUAGAAGCCAGAAGAUAAGGAGCAUUUUUAGAACCUUAGUAAGAGAUGAUGGCCUUUUAGACCAGAGUGGUAGCAAUGAAGAUGGGAAAAAGUGGUGGAUGCAUUUAAGAAUUAUCUGGAGAAUUUUCUUCAAGGGUGGCUUAAAACCAGUUAUUUUAUGUGUAAGUUCCAGAGUCUGAGUAUAUACUUUAAAACCUAUUUUUCCCCCCAGAAUGACUGAGGAGUCAGAGCUAAUGGUGGAUUGAGGUUAACAGUCUGCAGUAUCAUAUUCGUUAAUAAUCUUUGGACUGGGGGUGGAAGUGGAGGAUGGGCAAAGCCUACCUUCCAGGAAAAAGAGCAGAGUCCUGUGUCUUCUCUUAAUUCUAUUGACUGAAACCUUGGAAACUAGAGAAAUUUUCUUCCUACCCUCUCUCUUAUGAUAUGUAAAAGAAAGGAGAAAUGUUCAAAACCUACUUCUCAGCUCAAAUGCUAACAGCAUAAUAAAGUGUACAAAAAUGAGGAAAAUAAUUAAGCCUUCCUCUCUUAACACUCGUUCACAUCAUAUUUACAAAUAGGCAUUUUCCCUUCCCCUUUGCCUUACCGGGUCAACAAGUACGUACUGAGUAUCUGCUACAUGUCCAGCCCUGGGGUCUUCCCAUUAGAGGUAAAGAAGUAUAAGACAGUUCCUGACUUCUAAAAUUUUAUAAUCUUCAGUGGGGAGAUGAAUGAAAAAUCAUGAAGCCAUUCAUAAUCAGUUCAAGAUGAUAUGAAAUGCUGCAUAAUUAAGCACUAGGAGAGUAUGGUACAGAUGACAAAUACUACUGGAAUACAGAGUAGGAAAAGGCAGAAAAAAGGUAUUGGAAACUAACAUCUAUGAAGCAUCAACUCAUACUAGGCAUUGGACACUCGAACACUCAUGGCAUUCUCACCUCACUCCUGCAACAACAGGAUUGGGGUCGGGGAGAGACAUGUGUAGGCUGGAGUGGUCACAGAAGGGAACAUGAGUGAGUGAGUCUCUUGAGCCAGGCUUGAAAGUGGUGGAGAAGAGUGAAAAAGGUGAAGGAACCGACAUAAGUAAAUGUGUCAACUAGUCAUGUUAUGGGGAGUGGGAAAAACUGCUAUGGAACCCUAGGAUGGAGCAUGAAUAUGGAGAGCCUCAAACACCAGGCAGACCCUUGAGAUAUAUUUCAGUCAGAAAUGGCAAGAUAGUGACGAUUACUGGACAAAAUAAAAAUAUCUUGUGUCAUUAAUCACGGUUUAAAACGGUAGAGGAAGAACUCUGAAAUGGAAGGCAGAGGAACGUACGUGGGGGAAGUAGUGUAGGGGCUGUAUUCUAGCAUAUGGUGGUAGUAGAAAUUGAAAUGAACACAUUACCAAAGAGAUUCCAUAGGAAUGAGCGGCAGGACUUAGAAGCUGAUUAGUAAUAGGGACAUAGGAAUAUAUCCUUAAUAUAGGAGAUGGAUUCAUCAAAGACAGCUCUAGAGGUUUAAGUAUAAAACCUGGGGUAAAUGUUGGCAGGCAGCAAGGCAUGGUAAAUAAAACAUGGGCUCUGAAAUUAGCAAACCUGCAUGUGAGUCACAGCACCAUUACUAUGUAACCUUGAGCAAGUUACUCCUCUGCAUGGGGAUAAUAAUAGUACCUCCCUCCUUGGUUUGCUGUGAGGAUUACACAAUAAUGAUUAUUGAAAAGCACUUAGAACAGCACCUGGCACACAGUCAACAUCCAGUAAGUUUUAGUUAUUACUAUUAUUAAGUCCAGAUGUCCUCAUUGCAAAAUAGUGCUUGUUCCGUAAGAUUGGAGUUGUGCAAGUUAGGCUUAAAUCCAGUUCUCUCACUUCUUUGUUUAACAUGGAUGAGCUUCAUAAUGUCAAGUGAGGACACUAGAAGCUACCUCAUCACAGAAAGCUCCUGUCCUCUGGAUCUUCCCACUUUUAGAACAUCAUGUGCUCUCAGAGAUGUCACCAAAUGAAUUUCAUAGUCCAACAAGCUCCAUGCAUAAGAAUGUGAAGUGCAACUCACCGUUGGAACGUCUUUGCAUAGCCCCAUCCUGGAAGAAGCUCUGUGAUGUGUGGAUCGUGAGUUUGCUCAAGCAAAUUGGACUCUUUACAAGGAAUAGCUAGAUUUGAGGACUAGGAUGGAAGAGCCAGCACCAGUGGAAGGCCAGGGCCAGCUCCCAAGCCCCCACCAGGGCUCUCUGAGGAAAGCCAUGGCAGCUGCCCUGGCCCUUGAUGGGGAAUCCACACUGGGUCGCAGGAAAAAGAAGAAGAAAGAGUCCCGCCCAGAAUCUAUUAUCAUCUACCGGUCAGAGAGUGAGAAACUGGAUGAGGAGCCUGGGGAAUUAGAAGGUGGAGAUCAGCCUAAAGAGGAGGAGGGAGAUGAUUUCCUAGACUAUCCUGCGGAUGAUGCUAUGUGGAACAUGCCUGUGGACAGCCGCUAUGUCACAUUAACUGGGACCAUCACCCGAGGGAAGAAAAAGGGGCAGAUGGUGGACAUCCAUGUCACGUUGACAGAGAAGGAGCUGCAGGAACUCACCAAGCCUAAAGUGUCGUCAAGGGAAAUGGCACCUGAAGGCAGAAAGGCCUGCCAGCUGGGCGCAGACCGUGGGCCCCACGUGGUCCUCUGGACGCUGGCCUGCCUGCCUGUGGUUUUCAUCCUCUCCUUCGUGGUCUCUUUCUACUAUGGCACCAUCACCUGGUACAGUAUCUUUCUUGUGUACAACGAGGAGAGGACCUUCUGGCACAAGAUCUCAUGUUGCCCCUGCCUCAUUCUCCUCUAUCCAGUGCUCAUCAUGGCCAUGGCCUCUUCCCUGGGCCUCUAUGCUGCCGUGGUCCAGCUCUCAUGGUCCUGGGGAGCGUGGUGGCAAGCUGCCCGGGACAUGGAGAAAGGCUUCUGUGGCUGGCUGUGCAGCAAGCUGGGUCUGGAAGACUGUUCUCCCUACAGCAUCGUGGAGCUGCUUGAAUCUGACAAUAUCUCAGGCACUCUGUCCAACAAGGAUGCCACCCAGGAGGUAGAAACAUCCACCGUCUAAACUCCCAACAACUUACUUCAUUCUCUGGUCUCAGUAGCCUGUAUAUCAUCUUCCAAUUUCAGAAUAUUCCUUCUUUAAAUUAUUCCUCCCCCCCUCUUCCCCCAUACACAGUUCUUCUGGAAAAUUUUAGCCCACACUGAUCUGUCCUACCAUCUUGUUGGUUUCCAGGAGGGCAGGAAACAGAAAAGCAAUUUGUGCCCAAAUAGUCCAUCCAAUGGAUAAACUCUUCUUCAUUCCUUGCCCUAAGAUGACCAUAUAUCUGAGACAAGGGAGCUCAGGUGUUUGUCAGUUCAGGAGCUUGGAGGUGUUCCUGGUGCCUGGAACCCAGGGGAGAUGUGACUAAAUGUGACAGAAUAAGGAAGCUCAGGGGAGACCAAGUCCACCAAUAAGAUAAUAGAUAGGGAUGGAGUGAAAUAUUUAAGAAGCAGGCUGCAACAGUGUAGCAGAAUGUAAAGAUAUGUGUGUAUCACUUAGAUUUUGAUUUAUAUAUUAAAUAUAAUUAAAAUCCAAAUAUCAGUAGUUUAAACAAGAUAGAAGUCUGUUUCUUUCCUGUAUAGAAGAAGUCUGGAGGCAGACCAUCAGGGAAACUGAUGAAGUCAUCAGAAUCCCAGGCAUUUUUUAUUCCCCAACCCUCAUUGCCUUUAUCCUCAGCACCCAGUGCUGACUACAUCUCCAGCCAUCACAUCCCUGUUUCGGAUAGAACAGAGGAAAGGGCAACGAAGAGCACGUACACCCUCCUAGGCUAAGGCGGCUUCUCAGGAGGCCCCCUCAACACUUCUUGUAUCUCAUUGGCCAGACCAUAGUCACAUGACCUCACAAGCAAGAAAGGCUGGGAAAUGUAGUCUUUUGGCCGGGCAGCUAUAUUCUAAAUGUUUGGGUUCUGCUAAUUUAAGAGACAAGGAAAUAGUGGCUAUUUUGGUAGGCAAGUAAGAAUCUCUGGCUCACAGUAAUUAUUUAAAUACAUUCAGAUCCAAAACUGCGAACACAGUUUUAUUUAUGUAUGUAUGUAUUUAUUUAUUUAAACCUAAAUAUUGCACAGAGAAUUUAUACAUAGAUACUAGCUACAUAUACUAUGCAUAAACCACACGUAGAUAUUAGCAAUUCAUGUAUGUUGCAAUUAAAUAUCUAUAAUGCCAUGUGGUUUCAGGUUUUUUAGAAAGGAAGAGUGAAUAGUUGAGUACAAUUAUAUCACAGUAGCAUAGCUUUCUUCCUGGUAGUGAAGGUGGGCCUGGGUGGUGAUGUUUAGUUUAACGUAGAGAUGAAAGACUGCGAAGGGAGUCUGUCAGACUUUCCCCCAGCAGGGUCAGCAGCCCUAAGCACAAGAAGACAGUUAGCUUUAUGUGGUUUGUCAGAACUCACUCAGAGCCUCACUCACUCAGAACUUUCUUCUCACAGCAAACACAGUCUUUGCUGUGCUGAAAAGCUUGGGUCUUCGUGGACACUGAGGGUGUAAACCAGAUGGAUCCAGAUUAAUAGAUUCUGAACUUAAAAAAAAUAUUCCUGAGGGUCUCUUUCUAAUUUCAAAAAAAUCAAAUCCUAAGAGGUCAAGCAGAUUUUGGAAGUUUGGGUCCUUAUAAGAAUAGCUGGUGCCCUAUUCGUGGUUCAUGUCUCAGGAAGAAGCUGUUGAAAGAACUGCUGUGAAUCAAACCAGAUGGGUCAAGCAAUGCUGUCCCACAGAAGGCCAGGACAUUUGCCUGAUGCAUGGUGCUGAACUCCACCUUCAGAGGAAACCCCUCCUUUUUAAAAAUAACUAUUAUUAGCUUGAAAAAAAAAAAAAAAAACUCUGUCCAACACGUUUGAAGAUAAUGUUGGUGCUCUCUGGUGCUUUUGCAGAGAUAUAAACAAUUGAAAUGA